AUGAAGAAUAUAAUUCAAGCCAAUAUGUCUACCAAUAUUCAACUCCAUUUCCGGGUCGCGACUCCAGAUGAUGCCGCCCAAGUCGCACAACUGGUGCAAGCUGCCUUCCGCCACCAGGACGCUAGAUGGACCGGCCCCGACGCAGAGCUCAACCGCCGCUUCACCAUGACGCCCGUAGAAGUGCUCUCGACCAUCACCAACCCCGACGCCGUUUUCUUGAUGGCCACCAACGACAAGGGCACCCUCGUAGGCGCCAUGGCCACCAUCAAGAAAAUCGAGGAGCUCGCUCGCAUGGCCAUGUUGGCUGUGGACCCAGCGUUCCAAGCUGGAGGCGUGGGACGCCGUGUCCUUGCUCACGCUGAAGAGUAUGCUAUCAACACGUGGGGUGUUAAAAAUCUGGGGUUGAAUGCGCUGAACACGAGGGGCUUACUGAUUGAGUGGUAUGAGAGGAGGGGGUAUGUGAAGACGGGGGAGACGUCGCCGUUUCCGGUUGAGGCGUUUAAGGAGUUGGAGUUGCCGGAAGACCUGCAUUUCGUGGAGAUGGAGAAGAAUGUUGAAGGGAGCAAAGGUGCUGGGAGCGUUUGA
This is a messenger RNA of Didymosphaeria variabile, 585 nucleotides long. RefSeq lists its product as uncharacterized. Gene Ontology annotation, molecular function: acyltransferase activity, transferring groups other than amino-acyl groups. Bases 1 to 585 code for a protein of 194 amino acids. NCBI's taxonomy places the organism in Eukaryota, Fungi, Ascomycota, Dothideomycetes, Pleosporales, Didymosphaeriaceae. The transcript is spliced from 3 exons. The record is from RefSeq and is a predicted model, not a curated record.